Molecule: messenger RNA, 20718 nt
Organism: Pelobates cultripes (western spadefoot toad)
Lineage: Eukaryota; Metazoa; Chordata; Amphibia; Anura; Pelobatidae
Source: the annotation of a GenBank genome assembly
GGCUGCAGCAUUUAAAGGGCCGGCCCUGCAGUGGCCGGUCCUAACAGAAUUUAGGGCAGCCUGGGGGGCAAUUGCCUCCCUGCCCCCCGGCCCAGCCCGCCCCUGGAGACAAGUUUUAAUUGCCUCCAACAGAGAAUAAUAGGUGAUGUUAAAGGGAUCCCCCCAAUGCCCAGAUUCUUUUGUAUCUGUAGAGCUAACAUAAUCAAAUUGAUAACAUCCCUAUUUGCCGAAGUUGUCAGAAGGUGUUUCUGAACUUAUUUAUAAAAGCGCUAAUUUCAAGUAGAAAUCAGCACUUUUAUAAACUUCAAUCAAAACAAGCAUAUCUGAAAAGCCAGUGUUUACAUUAAAAAGCCUGCAGGGACUGACUAUACUCACCAGAACAACUACAGGGUGGCCUGUAAGUCUCUACCCAUCCAUAUAUCUUAUGUAUCCAGUGUAUCUGUGUGCUGGAUGGGUAGGGACUUAUGGGCCACCCAGUACAUUAAGCUGUGGUGGUUCUGGUGACCAUAGUGUCCCUUUAAUUGUAAGAUUCAUUUUGAAUUUACUUUAUUGAAUAGCCCUGAUGGAAUUCUCUAACAAGAUGCAGCUACAGCAUGGUUAUAUCGAGCUUUACGCUCAGGCCGAGGCUGCUCUAAGAAAACAUUUGGGUUUAUUUACUAACCUGUAGAUGCGAGCUGGUUUUAUAUUGUCCCUGCUGUUGCACAGCUCGCCCACCCGAAAUGCCAGCAGUCCUAACAGAAAACGACCCUGUCCUUACCGUGUGAGCGUGGGUUCUAAUGACAGGAUUCCAAACAGAACGCUUGUACAGGAGCGUGUUUCCAGCCGAGCUCCGCAGAACGCUGCACACUUCUGGGUGUACACAGCCACAGCUGCUACUGAGUGGGAGAGCUGCACCUCGUACUAAUCAACUGAGUGAUCACUGAGCCAGUACACCGCCAUUCGGUUUGUGCAUACACGGUUACAGGUGUUAUAGGUAUGCUUUAUCUCAAACUGCAUUGUGGACUACAGAUAAUAGGAUGAUCAGUUUACAGAGAUUCGUGUAUCACGUAUUAGCAUGGGCUGUUUCGUUUGUUUUACACGUUGCAAAGUAGAUCUUGCAGGAAGCAAGCGACAAUAUUGCAUUUUAUAUUAGGAGAAUAGAUCUUAUUAUUAUUUUAACAUAUAAUAUAUCCUGGCAGGGUCAAGCUGCAAUCACAUCUACUCUUGAAGAGCAUGAUUAUAUGUCAGUGGUUUAACCCAUAAGAAUAACUUUCAUAACUUUCUGAUACGUGAGAUUUGUUGUGUUGCCCAUUUUAAACAUUGCUAUGGUUAUUUGGUAAACUGAAAUUGUUAAUAUCUGUGUUCUUUCUUCUUACAGUCUGUGACGGCACUCUAAAACACUCAUGGACAAGCUUGAAGGUUACUAUUUCUCCGCUUUAUUUAGCGGCUGCUUUCUGCUAUCCAGUGUACUUUUUUCAAAACUCACCAGAGAACAAAGAGAUCCAUACAUGGAUGAAAUUUUCCACAUCCCACAGGCACAGCAGUACUGCCAUGGUCACUUUAAUCAGGUAUUAAGUCACACAAAUACAGAAUAAUUUUGGAUUAUGUCACUAGUAAAUGUAUAAGUUUAGUUUUACUUCCCCUUUAUGGGGAAUGUUAUAGUUAAAGGACCACUAUAGUACCAGGAAAAAAAACUUGUUUUCCUGGCACUAUAGUAUUAAUAGGUCCCCCCUCCCACCGGACUCUAGGCGCUGGGGACUCCCCUCCCUCUUCUGCCGAAUGCGCAGAACGCGCACGCAUUCAGUCAGUCCAUAGGAAGCAUUCUCAAUGCAUUCCUAUGGACGCUGGCGUCUUCUCACUGUGAAAAUCACAGUGAGAAGCGUGGAAGUGCCUCUAGUGGCUGUCAAUGAGACAGCCACUAGAGGCUGUAUUAACCCAUAUGUAAACAUAGCAGUUUCUAUGAAACUGCUAUGUUUACAGCAGGCAGGGUUAACCCUAGUUGGUCCUGGCACCCAGACCACUUCAUUGAGCUGAAGUGGUCUGGGUGCCUAUAGUGGUCCUUUAAGCUUUAAAACUAACCGCAACUAACGACUGUUUCCAAACUACAAAAUCGAAUCGAUUGCGACUGGUAAUUCCCUGCGACAAAAGAGUUAUCAUCUCCAAUAGGAUGUAAUAGGUGACCUUAAAGGGAUCCCCCGCAAUGCCCAAAUUCUUCUGAUUCUGUGGAACUAACCAAAUCGAGAUGAAAACUUCUCUAGUUGACAGCCAGAAGGAGUUUCUGCACUUAAUUAUAAAAAAAUGCCUAUUUCAAAUAGAAAUAAGCAUAUCCUCACACAUAAAGCUCUUCAGAAAGCCAUAGCAUACUUACCAGGGGUUAAUUUGUAGAUGCUAGGCCUAGUGAAUGGCAAUUGUGCGAUGCAUGGAUGUCUUUAUGUAUAUACACACAAUGAUCAGAAGCAACAUUAAGACCACCUGACUAAUAUUGUUUAGGUCCACCUCACUCUGCCAAAACAGCUCGGAUGCGUUGAGGCAUGGACUCCACAAGACCUCUGAACAUGUCGGGUGGUAGCUGGAACAAAGACAUUAGAAGCAGGUCCAUUAAUUCAUGCAAGUUGCAAGAUGGGGCCUGCAUAGAUCCGAUUUGUUGUUCCAGCACAUUCUAGAGAUGCUCAAUUGAAUUGAGAUUUGGGGAAUUUGGAGGCCAAGGCAACACCUUGAACUCUUUGUCAUGUUCCUCAAACUAUUCCUGAAUAAUUUUUGCAGUUUGGGAGGGUGCAUUAUCCUGCUGAAAGAGGCCACUGCCAUCAGGGAAACAUCAUUGCCGUGAAGGGUCUGUAGGCAGUCUGCAACAUCCUCUAGGUAGGUGAUACGUGUCAAAGUAACAUCCACAUAAAUACCAGGACCCAGGUGUCCCAGCAGAACAUUGCCAAGAACAUAACAUUGCCUCCACCAGCCUACCUUCUUCCCAUUAGUUCACUGCAUACCAGGGACACCCCACCCCAUAAGACUUGUCGUUUUGGAGAUGCUCUGACCCAGAUGUCUAGCCAUCACUAUUUGUCCCUUGUUAAAGUCACUCAGAUCUUUUUGCUUGUUCAGUUUUACUGCCUGUUGUGAACUGACCACUUGUUUUCCAAUGUAUCCAACUUCUUGACAGGUAUUGUAUAUUCACUUAAUUAAAGUGGACAUCGCUAUACAUAAUUUAAGACCAUAAAAUCCAAUUUAUAUAAUACCCAAAAAGUGUCAAUGUGAUACACCAUAUGUGUACUUUGAUGAUUUUGAUAAAUAUAUCAAAUCAGUGGAGUAGAAUUUAUGUCUCUGUAAGCAAAUAAAACCGAAUACUUUCAUUGGGUAGUGCAGCUUUACCACCAGGAUUUUUGGAAUGAAAACUGGAAAUAGUUGGUAUCACACUAACAUUUUAACGAGCCUGUUCUUAUAACUGGCUCAGCUAAUAUCCGCUUGAGUGUGAGUAUGCAGAAUUCACUUGCAGCACAACGCGUUUUUUAACGUUCUGGAAGUCUUCCUCAGCUGCUUAUAUAUUGCUCAGGUAAGUUCCUAAUAUUUAAAGCCCUUUUUGGCACCAAAUGAGCACCUAAAUCCAACCCAUUUCUGGCACCAAACGAGCGCCUAAACCUGGCUCGUUUUUGGCACUCGUUUAUCGCCAAAAAGGGCUUAAAUUAGAGGAACUUCCCUGUGCAAUGUAUAAGCACCUGAGGAAAGGAUCCAGAACGUUGAAACGCGUUGUGCUGCAAGUGAUUUCUGCGUGCUUAAAUGUAAGGCUUUUAAUGCUCUGUGAAUAAAUGCUUCUGAUUUUACUCUGAUGAAGGCUGCUUUUCUCCUGUUUCAUAUCUGACAAAACAAGCUGCUACCAAUCCUGAUUGAAAACAUAAGUAUCACACUCAGGCUGAUUUUACCUGAGCCAGUUAUAAGAACACGUUUGGUUUGAUUGCAGUGGCGUACAUACCAGGGUCGCAGGGGUCGCGGCUGCGACCGGGCCCGGCCCACCAGGGGGCCCGACCGCCCCUGCGACCUGGUAUGUACCCACAGGGCCAGCCUCUUCCCCUGGGGGGCCCAGGAGGCGGCCACCUCAGGCCCCCCCCGAGGCUGGCCCUGCUGACCCCAGCGGGCGGGCGGGCUGUCUGGGCGGCCGGUGCGCGAGGGAGCACUUUCCCCUGUGUGCUUCCUCUUCAGCUCCCUCGCGCACCGCACUGAUGCCGGAGCUGGAAGAUGACGUCAUCUUCCCGCGCCGGCAUCCCUACGCGGCGCGCGAGGGAGCUGAAGAGGAAGCACACAGGGGAAAGUGCUCCCUCGCGCACCGGCCGCCCAGACAGCCCGCCCGCCCAGUGACCUGCCGCCCAGGAGCUAGCAGCACCAAUGGACCCCAGGGAAUCCCCCCAGCACUCCAAAAGGUUAAGGAGGCUUGGGGGAUUAAAUUUAAAAAAAAAAAAGUGUGUGUGCGUGUGUUAGUGUGUGCGUGUGUUUGUUUGUGUUAGUGCGUGUGUUUGUGUUAGUGCAUGUGUCUGCUAUUGGGUGUGUGUCUGCUAGUGAGUGUGUUACUGUGUGUGUCUGUUACUGAGUGUUUGAUGUCUGUUAGUGAGUGUGUGUCAGUGAAAGUGUAUGUUUUGUAAGUGAGUAUGUAUGUCUGUCGCUGAGUGUGUCUCUGUCAGUAAAUGUGUGUCUGUUAGCUAGUGUGUAUGCGUCUGUUCGUGAGAGUGUGUGUGUGUGUCUUCAGCAUUUACCUUUCUCCAGCGUCGGACUCCCCAGUGUCCGCCUCUCAGCACCGAAUGCACAUGCAAGAGGUGCGCGCGCAUUUAAACCGCCCAUAGGAAAGCAUUACUCAAUGCUUUCCUAUGGACGUUCAGUGUCUUCUCACUGUGAUUUUCACAGUGAGAAUCGCGGAAGCUCCUCUAGCAGCUGUCAAUGAGACAGCCACCAGAGGCUGGAUUAACCCUCAGUGAAACAUAGCCGUUUCUCUGAAACAUAGCCGUAGGGUUAAAACUAGAGGGUUAAAACUAGAGGGACCUGGCACCCAGACCACUUCACUGAGCUGAUGUGAUCUGGGUGUCUGUAGUGGUCCUUUAAGUGUGUGUGCAUACCGCGGUCGCGGGGUCGCAGCCCUGCAACCCCUGCGACCAGGUGCCCGCCGUCAUGUGUUGCGGCCCCGACCCGCGCCGAGUAAGCGCGCGCGGGGGGGGGGGGUGGGGGGGCGGCACGGAUCAAUUUUCGCACCGGGGCCCCAUGGGUCAUGUGUACGCCACUGUUUGAUUGGGUAUAUUUAUUAAAAUAACCAAAAUAAACAAACACAUGGUGUUUCACAUUGACACUUUUUGAGUAUUGUAUAAAUCGGAUUUUGUGGUUUUUAAAUGUGUUGCAUUGUUCACAAAUUUUAUGUUUUAUGUACAUUGUGAAAUUUGAGUGAUUUUAAUUAUUUUUUUUAUUUUUUAUUAUUCUUUAUUCCGGGAAAAGACACCAAUACAAUAACAAAAGCAGUAAAACAGACUUAACCCCUUAAGGAUGCAGCUUCAAAAACUGGACUUACCCUUAAGGACACAAGCAUUUUUUGCUGUUUGUGUUCAACUUCCGUUUGCAUUUUUCUUAUUUAUUGCACCAACACAUGUUAUAUAUAAUUUUUUAAAGGACAAAAAGGGCUUUAAUUUGAUGUGACUUAUACAUAUAUAAAUUCUUAUUUAUUAUAAAAAAAUUCAAAAAAAUUGUUAAGGAAAGUAAUUUUAAAAAAAAAUAUUCAAUUCGUUGUUCUGAUUUUCAGAGUACAUAAUGUGUCUAGGAUUUAAGCUUAUUUUGAAAGUUACAGGUCACAAAAUACAAGGAAUAAAAUAACAUUUUAAUGUGGAGCUAUUUUAGAAUUUGGUAUGUUUGUCUUGUACUCGUAAUAGCCAUCACAGAAAGCAAAAUUGCCGCACAAAAGUACAUAUUUAUAUAAAGCACACAUCACAGGCUAUUUACCAAAGGGUAUUCUGACACUUUUUACGUAGCCAUUUCACCGCCAAUCUCUGCUAAAUAUUGUAGUAAAAUUGUGGGGUUUUUUCAGAUUUCUAACAUACACACAUAAAACAAGGAUUUUUAAUGUAUAUUUUAUAACGCUGAUAUAUACUACUGCUGUAGAAAACCCCAUAUUGUUUUCUUUUUUUUUUUUUUUUUUACAAUCUUUAUUUUGCGUUUUCAUAAACAGGAAAAUACAGAAAGAAGACCACAAUAGCUUUGAGUUAGUGUCACGUUCCAAGGGUACAUUCAAGAACCACAUAGAAAUCGCAUUUAUAAUACAGUUCUAUCUAUAAAACAACUGUGAAAUACAGCCCAUCUGACUUCUUUAUACCUUACUAUUCUUAUUGUUUGUUUUUGACAUUCUUCAGUUAUCUGUUAUUAUCCAGGAUAAAUGGGGGUGUGGGAGAGAAUAGGGAAAGGAGAUUAGUCAGGGGUACGGGAGUAGCGUUAACUAUAGCGAACACCAAGGGUCACAGGAUCCACACGUUCAAUUCUGUCCCUCUUUUAGCUACUUGCGAUUAUCUAGAUUAUAUCGGCAUGAAUAGAGUCUGUUUGCGUGUCGCCACUUUUUUUUUUUUUCUUUUCUUUAAAUUAGCGUUGGACGCACAUAUCAAAUGUAAUGGUUCUCGUAAACGUUUGAGACGGUUAGCCUCUUUUGUAUGGUUUCUGCGCCUGUCAAGUGUGUUCGUCCUGGCGGAGGGGUGCCCCAUAUUGUUUUCAGCCAUAUCAACUGAGUAAAACGAUACCCCCUAUCUAUGCCUUUGCCAAUAUCCUGUGAAGUUACAGUGUCAUAAAAGAGACCUGACCAUUUCAGUUUUCACAGUGAUAAUUUUGAUUGAUGGGGGCAAGUCUCGUUUUGGGGCAUUGUUUAACUGUUGAAUUUAUCCCUCAAGGACCUACUAUUGGUGAAAGUAGACACUACACUGUAUCACAUAUGGUGUAUAUUGUGCCUUAAUGUGAUGCCAUUUUUUCACCAGUUUAUGUCAAACUUUGCGGUAAAAUAUUUUUUUUUCCAUUUUUUUUUUUUUUUACAUACACAUUACAUUUUUUGGGGUCAUUUUUCAAGUCUGGUAUGUGCCACUGUUAUCAAAACCCCAUAAUUAUUCUCAGCAAACUCUUCUGAAUAAAACAGUACCCCCAAUGUAUGUCUGUGUCACUAUCCUGUGAAGCUACAGUGCCUUAAAAGAGUCCUGACCAUUACAGUUUUUACAAUUAGAAUUUUGAUUAAUGGUUUGAUGUGUCUAUAUCACAUUUUAGGGCAUUGUAGCAAUUUGACAGUUAAAAUUACCCCAUAAAUUCAUACCAUUUGUGAAAGUAGACACCACGGGCUAUGUCGUAUGGUAUAUUUUGAGCUUUAUUAUACAGUUAUGUUAGCACCAAUUUCUUUAAAAUUUUAUCAUAUUGUUUUAUUUUUGCAUUUUUAUACACACAUGUUGUAUUUUAGUGGUUAAUUUUGGAAACGUGAUAUAUGCUACUUUAAAUUAAAUCACUAAAUUAUUCUCCGCUAUAUUUCCUGAGUACAAAAUGACCCCCUUUGUAUACCUUAGCCAGGUUUUUGUGAAAAAAAUACAGGGCUAAAACCAUACCCAGCCCAAUACAGUUUUUUUUAAAUGGCAAAUUGACGAUGGGUCUUUGUUGCAUUUUAGUCGCUCAUACAUUUAAAUUAUGCCUCCAAUGCAUACCAUUUACAACAGUGGACACCAUAGGGACUCUCACAUAAAAUAUUAUAAGCUUUAUUGAUGUGACAUUUUGUUACCAUUUUGUUUCAAAGUUUGUGGUAUUUAUUUUUAUUUUAACAUUGUUACAUACACAUAGUAUUUUUGAUGCUUAUUUUUUAAAUCUCGUGUGUCCCACUGUCAUAAAAUUAUUUUAGCUGUACUCAGCAACAUCUUCUCAGUACAAAUAUACCCCAUAUGUAUAUUUUUGGAAAGUAGCGAUCUUAAUCCCAAUCUAAAUCCCUAAUCCUAAAUCAAGCCCUAAUUUUAAACCAAAAACUAAUCCCAAAUCUAACCCUCAAUCUAAUAAUAAACCCUUACCACAAUCCUAACCCAUAACGUAAUCCCAUGUGUAACCUUAAUCCUAAUCUCAAUCCUACCUUUAGCAAUAGUGUUAAAAUGAUUCCCCCUGCUGGUGUCAGCAGAGGAAUUCACUUACAAUAUUCAGCAAGGGAUGCCCGUACUGACCCUAAUACUAAUCUGAAACAUAAUCCCAAUACUACAAUUAAUUAUAAACCUAAUCUUAAACCUAAAUUUAACAAUAAACCCAAUAAUAAAACUGAUAAUAAAUCUAGUACUUAUUCUAAACCGAAUAAUAAUCCUUAAUUUAAUCUUAAUCCCAAAGUUUUCCCUCUACUAAUAUCAGUACUGAUAUUAGUAAAGGGGUUUUAAACUAAAAUAGACAGUGAUAUGUUGCUGCCAUCUACUGGCUAUUUUCAGUAUUGCAGUCUCCCAUCUCUUACAUUGAAGACAUUAUGCCCAAUGCAAUGCGAUCUGUGCUGGGCAACUGAAAAUGCCCAGCAUUGAUCAGAAUGUCAUUGGGGCAUAGAGGGUGAUCCUCCAGGGUCUCCCAAGCACCAGAUAACUUGAGAGAAUGACCGUAGCUGAGCUUGAUUGCUCAGCUGCAGUGUUCUUUGUGGAUUUAAAUGGCUACAUGCAGUGCUGACUUUCAGCACUGCAUGAAGCUCAUCAAAAAGUCUGGGGCCACUAAAAAUGACCCCAGCUGACAGAGUGAGGCCCCAGGUAUCUAUUGAUACGUAGGUUUCCUAAUGUGAGCAGAGAUUUAACCCUGCUCACACUACAUUGCUGUCUAUGGGGAUUUAAAUCCCCAUUAAAAGAGCUGCUUGUUGACCUCACUUUGAGCUCUGCAUGCAGCUCAUAAAAAAAAAAAAGCCUGGGGACACUAAAAAUGGCCCCAGCUGACAGAGGGGACCCCCAGGUUUCUAAUGAUACCUGGGUGUCCUAGUGUGAGCAGGGAUCUAACCCUGCUCACACUGCAUUGUGCUCUAUGGGGAUUUAAAUCCCCAUUUAAACAGCUGCAUGCCGAUCUGACUUUGAGCUCUGCAUGCAGCUAAGCUGUCAGUCUGGGGACAUUAAAAAUGACCCCAGCUGACAGAGGGGAGACCCAGGUUUCUAAUGAUACCUGGGUUUCCUGGUGUGAGCAGGGAUUUAACCCUGCUUACACCAAAAUCUAGAUAUAGGCAUUUAAAUAGGAAUCAAACGAUACCUGGGGCUCAUAGCUACCAGCAAGGCAAUAGACGCUGCUGGAAAAAUACUGCAUGAUGGAAAUUUUCCGUCAUGCGUCCUUAAGGGUAGGACCGGCAUGACGGGAAAUUUCCGUCAUGCGUCCUUAAGGGGUUAAAUACAGUAGAACCAUGACAAAUUCACAAUGGUACAAACAUAUGUAAAGACACAUUGGUUAUUCGUAGCGCAGCAAUAACGUCGAUAAAACAUUACAGUUCCUCAGUACACGUCUCUACUGUGGUGCUGUUCCGUUCGGGUUUUCAAUUUAUUUUAUUUGUAAAAUAGAAUAUAUAGAAACUGACUGAACAAAGAAAAAGCAACUGCUGCUCCAGUGCUUUUAUCCGAUGAUCAGUGAUUAUCCCAUUGAGGAUCACCGGCAUUGAGGACCUCAACCCCACUUUAUAGGCCCCAAUAUUGAAUAAGCACCUGUCCAGACCGGUGGUCCAUGCUAUGGCUAAGUCUCGGCGCAACAAUUGUCAAGCGCCUAUGGGAGCAUGGGCUAGCCUUCCAUUGAUAGUCAGGGACACGAGAAAAAGAGGAAAAGAAAUGAUCUUGAUGGAUCUAGAGAGAAAAUAGUGAGAAAGGUAAAGGAGAGGAAAGAGGAGUGAGAGGAGAUUAAGGGGGAUCCCGCAAAGAAGCCAUCAGGGGACUCCGCUCCUCUACCGAUCGACCGGGGGCGAGACGCGUCUAGAAGUUUGUAUCUUUAUUAUCCUAUAUUGCGGACCCUGACAAGUACCUCUCCCGGUAGGGGGAUCUCUCCAGUCCCCCUUGUAAGGGAGACCAGGAUGAUUACAGUUGUGAACAGGAGAUAUUCCUCGAACAGUAAUAUUGUGGGGGGCUGAACCCGCCCCGCUCCGCUCUCAAUUACCCAAAUGGGAAUCCAUCCAAGGGCCCCAUACCUUUUCAAACUUCCGCAUAGUGCCCCUAACCUGAGCUGUCAGCUUGUCCAUAAGUAGCGUGUCCCUGAUUUUUUUUUUGUGUGACCGCUGCAAUUGGGGGGGUCUUGCUUUGCAACCAAACCUGCGCCAAGGCCCUCCUGGCUGCCAAAUCUAUCUUAUGUAUAAGUUUCUGUUCCGUUCUCGACCAGUCAUCCAUAGACUGGGCCCAGAGGAACACCCAGGGGUCUAGUUUAAUUUCCCUGUCAAACCAGAAUUUCUGGGCCUCUGUACAAUCCCACACAUGUGUAAGUAAGUCCCCCUCUGGCCGCACCCCUUGUUGGGGUUUUGUUCAUUCUAUAAAGUUUCACCGGUGCAGUAUACCACCAAAACAGUCUUGUAAGCUUGUUCCUGCAUCGAGACACACAUUGAGGAUGUUGCGGCUGCCUCCCAGAUUUCCUUUCACUCAAUGCCCUCUAAUACUUCCUUAAGAUCCGCCUCCCAUUGGUCUAUAUAAGUAAGCUCACCCCAUUCCAGAGUAUUGGCACUGAGGAGAGCAUAAAGGCUAGAUAUCAGGCCUGUUGGGAAAUGCUCAUCUAAGCACAUCCGUUCAAAAAAAUGUAGGCUGCGUUAACGCAGCCUCUUUAAUCACGGGGCUCAGGGCAAUCUCCCGAAGUUGGAGAUAUCGAAAAAAGUUAGUAAUUUGUUUGUAAUUGCUCAAAUGUAGCCAAGGAUCCAUUUUCAAACAGAUGGCAUAAUCGCUGUACUCCCGUGUUUUCCAAACCUCAGAAGUCUCUUGCAGUCAUCCCUGGUAGGAAGGACGCAUUCCUCAAAUAAGGAGCCAGCGGAGAAGGGGAGGAAGACAAACCAUAUUGGGAUGACGUGGAAUCCCAGAUUUUCAAAGAAUUCAGUAUAGCUGGGCAUUCCACAUGCAAAUUCGGCCUAUGUUCCUUAGGAACCCACAUAAAGAAUUGAGGGAUAUCCGAGCCCAGGAGGGAAGCUUCUAGAUCUACCCAUUGUCUCUCUUCAGGAGGAGCGCGCCAUAGCGCUACCUGGGUUAGCUGAUAAAAGUAGAGGUUUGGUAACCCUAAACCUCACUUCGAUUUUGUUCUGUAAAGAACAUUACAGGAGCCCCUAUGAUUCCUUUUCUGCCAGAUGAAUUUCCCUAUGGCCUGUUGUAGAGCCCCUAAGUCAGAUUUGGUCAAUCUGACCGGGAGGGGAAAUUUUAGUGAUUUCUAGCUACACUUUUUUCCCCCCACUUUUAAAGGUAUUAUUCACUUCACCUUUCCAGUGGAUUUAACCCUUAAUGUUAGGGUGGGCUAUACCGUCCUCUAAAAGGAGGGUAACGCCGUUAGGAUGGCAUAGCACGCCAUUGCGAUCUGCACCCUUCGGCCCAGAUACUUACCAUUCGUAACAAUUUCAUUGACAACUGAGGCAGUUGCCCUGAAGCAAAUCCUGCCCAUCCACGCCUUGUGAUUGCCAUGACACAUGUCACAGAUGUACAGGAUUUACUGUAUCAGAUUUGCAGUUUACAUCACUGCCUAGGUUGUCAGGCAGAUCCCCCAAUAUAACUUUAAAUAAGACAAAACAAUAUUUGAAAUAUGCUGGAUUUAUGCUUACGGCCCUGCCUUAGCUUUUCAGUCGGGUUGAGGUCUGGAAUUUGACUGGGCCAUUGCAACACCUUGAUUCUUUUCUUUUUCAGCCAUUCUGUUGUCAAUUUGCUGGUGUUGUUGGCAUUCAUUGUCCUGUUGCAUGACACAAUUUCAGCCAAGCUUUAGUAGCCUCUUGAAUACUUUGGUACACAGAGGAGUUCAUGGUUGACUUAAUGAUGGCAAGGUUACCAAGUCCUGUGGCUGCAAAACAAGCCCAUAUCAUCACCCCUCCACCACGGUGCUUGAGAGUUGGUAUGAGGUGUUUGUGCUGAUAGUCAAAUGAAAUUUUAGAUUGGAGAUACCCCUAAAUUGUUCUUGUAGUAGUAAUACUUUUUAAGUAUAUAGUCCUCUUUCAAGGUUGUGGGCUGAAAUGUUGCUUUGCAUCUGCUUCAAUAAAUCUGCUCACUGGAUUUAACUUGAGUGCCUGGACCAUCAUUAGUUGUUUGCAAAUUACAUUGUGAGGAUUAGCCAACUUCGGAUUCAGUUGCACCCUGGGAUCCAGGAGUGCGUAUCCAUUUUGGUAACUAUACAAGUAACUUAAAUGGCCAAGCUAGUAACUUUGUAUUUGACUUUUUGUGUCGUGACAUUACUAUAAAUGUUUUGUUUUAUUUUUUUUAUUUUUUUUUCUGUUUGGUUUUUAAAGCUCUGCCUUGGGCAUAAAGCUACCGUAUAUAUUCGAGUAUAAGACUAGUUUUUCAGCACAUUUUUUGUCUCGUCUUAUACUCGAGUCAGUGUCUGUAUUAUGGCAACUUACAUUGCCAUAAUACAGACCAGGACCACCGGGCUCAUUACAAGCCCGGCGGUCCUGUUGGGGUCUGGGAGCAAGCUGUUACUUACCUUUACAGCAGCUCUGUUAAGCUCCCUUCUCCUCCGUGCCGUUCAGCUCCACUGUAAGUCUCGCGAGAGCCGUGGCCGUCAGAGCUGCAAGAUUUACACUGGAGCUGAAUGGCACGGAUGAGAAGGGAGCUGAACGGAGCUGUUGUAAAGGUAAGUAACGGCUUGCUCCCAGCCCCCCUCCUGCACAGCCCAUCCACUGGACCACCAGGGAAUAAUAUACCCCCCCCUCCCUGGCCAGCUAACAAGCAGGGAGGGGGGACGAAAAAAAUAAAAUAAAAAUGUAAAUAAUAUUAUAAUAAAAAUAAAAGUUUAAUAUUAACAAUAAACAUAAAAAUUUAAUAAUAAAAAAAUAAUAAUAAAAAUGCCCACCCCCCACCAAGGUUACACACUCUGCACUCAUAUGCACACACUCUGCACUCAUAUGCACACACUGCAUUCAUACACACACACACUCUGCAUUCAUUAUAUACGCACACUGUAAAUAAAUAUUCAAUUAACCCCUUAAGGACCAGCCUGUAUUUGCGAUGUUGUACGUUAAGGACCAGAGCGGUUUUGACACUUUUGUGGUGUUUGUGUUUAGCUGUAAUUUUCCGCUCUCUCAUUUACGGUUCUCAUACAAGUUAUAUAUUGUCUUUUUCAGGACGAGAAAGGCUUUCUUUACAUACAAUUAUUUGUAUCAUGUCAAAUAUUUUAUUUAAAAAAAUAAAAAAAAAUGGUGAAAAAUUGAAAAAAAAACAUGUUUUUGGACUUUUACUUGAAAAUCUUUUACUUAUCUACAAAAGCUAAUGAAAAAAAUUGCUAACUAGAUUCAAAAUUUUGUCCCGAGUUUAAAAACAGUGUUUACAUGCUUUAUUGCUUUUUUUUUUUUUGCAAGUUAUAGGCCUAUAAAUACAAGUAGGAAAUAUAUAUAUAUAUAUAAUAUUUUAAAUUUAUCAAUAGUGACAUUGUAAGUUUUCCCAGUUUUUUGGGGUAAAAUUAGGGGCCUCGACUUAUAUUCGGGUCGCCUUAUACUCGAGUAUAUACGGUACAUUUUACUUCAUUUAUACAGUGAAUUGUGCAAUUGUGUAGGAAAAGGCUUGAAAUUCGUUUAAAUUAAUAUUUAUGAUUUAAGUAAAAUGGAAAAUGUUUUAUGGAAACAAUAUGUUAAAAGUUCUCCAAACCGAUAUUACAGACCGCUGAUUCUUCUUUUAGAAGACCAUAACGCCACAAUAGCCUUAAUCUGUUGUUAAUCUGAUAUCUCUUUGGUGCUUUAUGAAAUUUGUGUAUCUCUCUUUAAAGGAACACUAUAGUUUCAGGAACACAAACCUGUAUUCCUGACCCUGUAGUAUUAAAACCACCAUCUAGCCCACCUGGCCCUCCAUUGCCUCCAUAAAUAUAGUAACAUCUUACUCGUAUUCAAGUCUGAAGCUGCUGGCUCUGCUUCUGAAACUGCCUGUGUCUGCUGACAUCAUCAGAAGUGGUGGUCUGAGCCAAUCACAAUGCUUCCCCAUAGGAUUGUCGGAGACUGUCAAGGAGGUAGAUCAGGGGCACAGCCCUGGCCAAUAUAUAUACGCCCUGAGAUGAAUUGAAUCAAUACAUCUCUAUGAGGAAAGUUCAGUGUCUGCAUGCAGAGGGUGGAGACACUGAAUGGCCAAAGAAGCACCUCUAGCAGCCAUCUGAGGAGUGGCCAGUGGAGUUAUCACUAGGCUGUAAUCUAAACACUGCGUUUUCUCUGAAAAGGGAACAAUUCUACUCACCAGAACAAAUACAAUAAGCUGUAGUUGUUCUGGUGACUGUAGUGUCCCUUUAAGGACACAGGCUGAUCCCUAAAGACUUUAUGCUCAAUUGGAAUGUUCUGCUUGUUUGGCAUUUGCAGCACUAAACAGUCUUGUGCAUUUAGUACCUCAGUGAAGUGGUGUGGGUGGCAUUGUUCCCUCCCCUACCCCUGUUUUAAUAUUGUAAGUGAAUGUUUGUUUAAUGCAUAUUUAUGUCAUUGGUCCUUAAUGGGGCACCUUUACUUAUUUAAAUACAUUUUUUUUUUCUUCAGUGGGAUCCCAUGAUCACUACCCUUCCUGGCUUAUAUCUGGCAUCUGUGGGUAUCGUUAAACCGGUUGCUUGGAUUUUUGGAUGGAAUGAAACCGUGGUCUGUUCUCCUGGAAUGCUCCGUUUUGUAAACCUUCUCUUCAGUCUCGGAAAUCUGUACCUGGUUUAUUUGAUCUUUUGCCAGGUUCACUUCAAACACAAGGUAUGUUUGCUAAUCGUAGAAAAACAAACAAAAAAAAAACAUGCACAUACUAAUAAUCUAUUGCCAACAAAUACAGAGUGCAGCAACCAAUCAACCAACAUUAUGUAAACCAGAUGAUGUGAAUUAUUGCACAAACCAUGAUUCUAAAAAGUGAAAGGGAAAGGCACAGAAUACAAAUAAAAGUGUUAGAAACACAAGAAUAAAAAGUGCUAAAACCAAGGACAGGUAGUCAUGCCAAAUGGUAGAGGGAGCAAAAGUACAAAGAAAUUAGAUACACAGUAGAUAAAAAAACACAAUUUUGAAUGGGUAGCUCUUAAACUGGAAAGAGGGUCACCAAUCCUCUAUAAGUCAAUAAGUAUACAAAUAUCCCUUAUAUUAAUAAGAUGUGAAGGUUCCAGGAGCUAUAGUAAAUCACAAUAGUAGCAGACUAAAAAAAUAGAAAUAAAAUAAACUAAGAUGUAGCUCAAGUUAAUGCGCUUUAAAAAAAAUAUAAUAAGUAUAAUAGUCCAAAUGUCCAAAAUUAUUCACAUAAGAUUAUAACUUUUAGAUAGAAGAGUUCACAUAAAAAAUCCAAAAAAGGAAGUCCACAGAAUGUAGCAUAUGGAUAGACACACUAAGCUGUGAAUAUAGACAUAAAUAUAUCCCUAUCCCUAUGUCAGUAUUAUAUAUUUUCCAGAAAGCAGUAAAUAUAAUACAAAGGAAAUCAAAAAAGAAAAAGGAAAAAAACUAAAAUGAAAGGACAGCACAGUACUAUAUCAACUGUGCGCCGGAAAAAACACGAGUUAAUGAAAAGAGGGAGAAGUGCUUCUUAAAAAAAAUUCCAAACCGCUUUAAUAAGUCAGUAGAUAAAAUCUAAAUUGAUCCAUAAACAAACUGUAGAAAAAUGAUACCAACGGUAGCUCUAGAUAGUCUGCAUUUGGUGGCUAUGGUGGUUGUCGUGAUGGAUGGGAGCUGCAAUCCUUGCUGUGUGUGGUCCUCCGGUGAGGUUGGUGUGCGUUCCACACGAAGCCUCACUCCAGGGUGUGCUUCCACCAAUCUCCGGAUGAUCUUUGGUAUCUCUCCAUGAUUCUAAUAAAUUCUUACAAGUUCAAGUACAAUCUCUACUUGUGUCUAUUAGAGAAAGCACAUGUAAAGAAAUUCACUUAGUGUACAUUGAUUGCACACUAUCAGGGUUCUUCACGAAAAAUAUCAAAUUUGCAGAGCAUAGCGCCUCAUUACUGCCUGUAUUUAAACGGAGUGGUGUUCUAUCUCCACCUGGGUACACAUCAAUGGGACUCACUAUCCAUCAUGUAUGGCUCCCCACACUCUAUCCGAAACAGGCUGGGGAGCUGCCCAUUUGGCAACGCUAAUAAUAAAAAAAAAAAAAAAAAAAAAAAAAAAAAAAAAAAAAAAAAAAAAAAAGUGCUUCAAAUGAUGAAUUCUCCUAUGUCCCAAAGCAUUAUGGUAAAGGGAUUGUAUCCAUAAAUGUGCACAAAGAGUGAUUAUUAUAAUAAUAAUAAAAAAAAGCAUAGUUAGAUGUUUACAGGUUUUUCAUAUGGGGUAUAUCUACUAAACAGUGAUUUAUUUUUUUAGUUUAUUUUUUUAAUUUGGGCAAUUGAGUUCCACUUUAAUCAGCUUUUUUUUUUUAUUGUGCUAUUCAUUUUAUGCAAACAUAUUUAAUUGUAAAAUUUUAAUUUCAGCUUUUCUUUUUCCUUUUAGGUUUCAAGUUUCAGGAAAAUCUUGUCCGCCCUCAAUUUGUACUUAUUUCCAACACUUUAUUUUUUUACCUUCCUUUAUUAUACAGACUCUGGAUCUACAUUUUUUGUUCUUUUCACUUACUUAAUGUGCCUUUAUGGGAACCAUAAGAGUGCCGCCCUUUUAGGGUUCUGCGCCUUCUGUUUUCGGCAAACAAACAUCAUAUGGAUCAUUUUCUGUGCUGGAAACGUCAUUGCAGAUGAGCUGACAAAAGCACGGAACAUUCACAUGAAGAAGAAAGAUGAAAAACCAGUGGAAAAAGGAACAAUUUCUGAAAUUGCUGAUAUUAUAAUAUUUAUUCUUCGUUACAUGUUAUCCUUUAAGAAUGUGUUAACUCUUCUUGUGUUAACGUGGCCAUAUGUUAUUUUAGUUAUUGCAUUCUUGGGUUUUCUUGUUGUUAAUGGUGGAAUAGUUGUAGGAGACAAAAGCAACCAUGAAGUCUGUUUUCACUUUCCCCAGUUGUUCUACUUCUUCGCUUUUACGCUUGUCUUUUCAUUUCCUCAGCUGAUUUCUUUACAGAAGAAAAAAGAUUUCAUUAAGGCGUUAAAAAGACAUUGUUGCUUAUACAUAGCAAUAACCUGUAUAUCUUUAUUUCUUAUUUGGAAAUUUACAUAUGUACAUCAAUAUUUGAUUGCAGAUAAUCGCCACUACACGUUCUACAUCUGGAAGAAAAUAUUCCAGAGACAUGAACUAGUGAAAUAUAUUUUAGUGCCGGGCUAUAUAUAUGCUGCUUGGAGCUUUGCCGAUGCUCUGAAGAGCAAGUCCAUUUUAUGGCUCUUGAUGUUUUUUACCUGUAUACUGGGUGCCACUGUUCCUCAAAAAUUAAUGGAGUUCCGUUACUUUAUCCUACCAUACCUCAUCUUCAGGCUCAACAUACCCAUCCCUUCUGUAACCAAACUUCUUCUGGAGUUGGCUCUAUACAUCUCUGUGAACUUAGUAACCUUCCAUCUGUUCUUAAAUAAGCCUUUUUAUUGGCCUGAUCACGAGGAAACCCAGAGAUUUAUGUGGUAAGCUGAUGACUCACUUUUGUUGCUGCCCUGGCACCAAAACUGUUUAUUUUGACUCGAACAACUCUUCAGGGUUUGCACCAGGCCUGACCAAAUAGACAAUUCAUAUUACUGAGUUUUGAAAUGUAGAAUUAUGCACUUGUGGUUUCGGAAUCAAAAUUGGCCAAUUGGUUGCUUUACUACACUUGUCGGAUCAUAACUGGGAGUCUACAGAUUGUUCAUCCUUUAAACAUUGCAUAGUGAUUAUUAUGAAUCACAUGGAUAAUCAGACUGACAUUCUUUGGGUUGGUAAUCCACACGUUGUUUGGAAGAGGAUUGCAUUUCAAGAUCUGGAAUUCUCAGGUAUUUGCCCUGUGAUUAAAGAGGCACUCCACACACCGUAAGCACUAAAGACCCCUUGUUCACCAUUUUGCUAUUACAGAAGAUACACUUUUGCAUUAGAUAUAUCAGGUCUAUCUGUGUUUGUACAACAUUUAUUUCCUUGGUGAGUUGAUACAAUCAGCUGAUAAAUGCCACUUGGAUACAAUUGAUAUUGUUAAUGCAGAAGUGUAACUUCCACAGUAGCCAUAUUGCUUGAGAAGAAGAGCCAUGUGCAUCCAGGGGCCCCUCUGUUGGAGUUCAUCCACUUCUUCACUGGUUUGACACAGAACUAAAGGAUGGUACCCGCUAUAGUGCUUAUGAUGCUUGGAUUGCCCCUUUGAAUUUAGGUUUUCAAAUUGGGCACAGAUUAAACGUGACUGUUUCAUAAAGUUGUGUGAGAUGGUGGUUUGUGAUUUAUUUGUCCCCCCCUCCACACUCCCCUCUCCCCUUCUUCCAGUAAGUAGCUUACUAUUACGCACAGUAACGUUCAUGUAACAAAAAAUAUUUUUGACACAGAAUUCUAAUAUGUUUAAAUAUAGAUUGUUUUGCAAAGGUGUAGUAUUUUUGUUAAAUUAGAGAAAUCGGUCUUCAUUCUUUUUUAUUGAACACAAAAUAAUGUAUGUAAUAUAGCUUUGUGUAUUAUUUUGUAAUGAAUACAUAUAAAUGAAUAUCCCUGUUAAGUGAAUCUCUUAGCUUAUUCUCGCUCUGUUAGGUGGCCAUUAUUAGCCCUGCACUGUUGAGGUGCUCUGUGUUUGUACAUGAUGGCAGAAUUUGAACUCUUGAUUAUGAAUUAUAAAAAAAAUACACUUAGAGGCUACAACAGUAUGAUGCAUUAUUUAGGUGUUGUUUUUUUAAUUAAAAAAAAUAAAAAUUACAGUUGAAGACCAGAUCCUUUUAGUUUUAUAAUGCAAGAUUAAUAUUGAGACAUUUGGGGAUUCUUGUUUAUAUUAUUGUUUCUUAAAACUGUCUAAAAAAAAAAAAAAAAAAUCCUUUUCAGGUAGGUAUAUAUUAAAUCUAAUUACUGUCCUGAUGAAAUCAGUGUAUAAAAAAAAUAUAUAUAUAUUUACCAGAGGUACCUCAUCCUUCCAAAAGUCUUAACAUAUUAAAUCUAGAGGUUUUUACGUGUCUUUUGUAUAUGCAUACAUAUACAUAAUGUGUACAUUGUCUAAAUAUUUGAGGGGACAUAGCUUCUAGAUAAAUCACUGCUGGAAUUGAUUGUUUAAAAUAACAAAUAUGUAUUUGCGAGUAAUAAAAAAUAAAGUUUAAAGGCUUUCUCCAACCAAAAAACAGUGUUUUUAUUAAAACAUUGUUUUUGUUAGAGUAACUUUUCAUAUCCUGGUCCCCUUCCUCAUUCUAAAAUAAAAGAUAGCAUCUGCCCCAGGGCUAAGUUCUAAUUGCAGCCCGAUCUUCCUUGAUUUGACAUCACUUCCUAGGUUAGGGGAAGACAUUGACGACACAUAACAGGUUAUGUCCCGCCACCGUGCUGGUUAGAUGCUAACUUUGAACCAAACUCACAAUAUCCAACCUGGAACAGUGUUGACUAAUGAUGCCCAAAUGGUGGGGUUACACCUCUGGCAGCAGAGGGGUUAAACUCUCUAUGUGCAACAGUUUUAUAACUCCAGGCACCAUGACUACUUGAAAUUACUAUAGGGUUACAUGAAGCACCAUGAGCAAUUAAGUGAUUUAAUUGGUCAUGGUGCUUGGAUUCUGUAUGUGCAGUGUUUUAGCUUGAAACAUUUCAAAUCUAAAGUUUUAACUCCUAACACCUCCAGCAGCAUUAUUAACUAGCCAGGAACGAGUGCUAGUUAAAUCUGUGUAUAUUUGUGUCUGUCAGCAUGUAUUGCACAGCCUCCCGUCAGACCCAUUAAGCUUGCUGUUGUGGUUAUGUGCCUGUAGUACCCUGGUACACCACCACCUUCAGAACAGUUUGACAACUUACAUGGGGUCCACUGCAGCCACAAGCUCCUGCACUGAGUUAAGCCAACAAUGUAGCCAGGUGCUCAUUGGCUGCAAAGUUUAGUUCAGUUGACCUAAUGGAAGCUUGUUACAGGAGCUUCCAGCUCCAGAGGAUGUGGUAGUGGGUGCCAUGCGGGUUUUCAUUGCAGUGUUACCACACCACUAGUGGCUGUUUUCCUGACAGCCACAAGAGGUGCUACAGCUGCAGUAACAAAUGCAAACUUAAUUAUUCAAUCAAAUGCUUCUCAUAAUGAGUAGUUGAAUGGUGCAUUGAGGCAUUUUGCUGUGUCUGCAACUAGCUUUCCAAUGCCUAGACUGAUAAGGAGGCCAUGUGGCAAUGGCAAGACCAGUGCACUGCGGGAUAUAAUUUAAGUAAAACUUUUUUUUUUUUUAAUCUAAAUAGGUAGGGUAAAACUAUAGCAUUAGUGAAACGUGUUUGCAUUCCUAACAGUGUUUUAAUGCCUACCUUUAUUGCAGUUUGUGGGUUUUCUUUCUUUAUUAGCAAUAAUGAAUGGAUAUACUGUUCAGUUAAUAUCUUUAAGAAAAAGCAUGAUAUGCUUCCUUUCUUAGUAUUCUCAUGGUGUUUUCUGUUUCUGAAAAGAUCAAGUGUAUAGUGUGUAGAUCCUACUUUGGAAAUAUAUAACAGCUACUGGUAUAUACUUUAAAAUGGCCAAUUGAUGGCAGUAUUUAGCUUGGUUUGUGCUUUGUUAACUUCAAUUACAUUGUGUGGUAUAAACAUGUAUUUGUCACUUCCCAACAGAUGGAAAAAAUUGAUUCUAUUUUUUUUGUUACUUUGAACUAAUGUACAGACAUUUUUUUUUUUUUUUUUUUAAAUAAAAUAUUUUUUUGCAUUAA